Molecule: messenger RNA, 691 nt
Organism: Nematostella vectensis (starlet sea anemone)
Lineage: Eukaryota; Metazoa; Cnidaria; Anthozoa; Actiniaria; Edwardsiidae
Exons: 3
Coding region: 47-400 (117 amino acids)
Source: RefSeq, a predicted model, not a curated record
GAGAUGAAAACACCGUGGGGAUCCACUCCGCGUUGUCGCUCCCACCAUGAAGGUAUACAUGGCGUGUAUUCUCGUGACGUUGCUACUAGCUUUAACGCUGGUAGAGGCACGGUCAAAGAGAGGUCAUCGUCUGACAAAACGUUCAGGAGAAUUCCUUCAUGGCAUUACUCCAGAGAAAUUUCAUUCUUGUUUUUUCAACGCUACUGAGUGCAUUAACGCCUUCAGCAAAAGUGAGAGGAUUGCUUGUAGGGAGGCGACCUUGAAGUGCCUGGAACGCAAUAGUGCAAGGGAACUACUUCGUGAUAUUCUUCUAACCGACGAGCCACAAUAUAGUAAUAAAACACCAGAACAGGCACAGCCGUGGGUAAGUGGAGAGAAAAUGUCUUUCCGACGCUCGUGAGUGCCUUAUGAACGCCAGCAGCGUCAAGGAGAAGUCUACCUGUAAGGAUGCGGGCUUGGAGUGUGUCCAGGAAGUCUACAAAACAUAAAAUGAAGUCGCUCCAACCGACGCAACACAGAAUAGAAUAGCUCCGACUGAUAAACCACACAAACCUGUUUUUGAUAAAGCAUUGUCGCUUCAUUUGUGUCUGUCCCGCAACCUGUCUUUAUUUACUGUAAUUUAUUGUAAUUUGUAAAACAAGACGACAUUCUUUAUUAAUAAAUUAAAUAAGAAAUUUACAGUUCAAGACUA